UUAGAGAGGAGGAAUGACACAGGGAAGAGGGUCAGCAUAGACAGCAAGCAGAGUCAUGGAUUUCUGUACACAGCUGGCCAUCUGCCUUCAGCUGGUGCUCUGGACCACCCCAUUAGUUGUUCCUGCUGUUUCCAGACAAUAUGGGGAGAAACCCUCCUUCUCAUAUGCACCUCCUAGGCUUUCGCCAAGUGGAAAUGGGAUGGUUUCAUCGGAUCAGUCUUCCUAUCCAGAAACGCCGUGUAACUUUGGAUGGAAUUGCUCCUGGGUUACAUCAGCUGAUGCCUCUGGAAAACCAGACUGGACAUUAUCUUCAGUGGUUGCUUUGACUUCUCCUCAGGAACAGCAGCAGAUCCUGGAGAAUAGCUCAUCCAACAGAGAUCUAGAAGGGAGCAUUCUUCUGCUGAACUUCAGCCGGAUCUCAGAAAAGUGCAGGUUCAGCCUCCACAGCCCGGUCAUGCCAUGGAGCUCUGAUUUCUGUCUGUUGGAACUGGCAGUGUAUGGGCAGGAUGCCACACUGGCAGGGCUUUCUGUGGAAACUCAAUAUGUGGAUUCUAACCACAGCAUAGCGGUGCCCCUGCGAGAGGGACAGGAAGAAGAUACAUGGGUGAAGUGGAAAGUUCUGGAGGGUUCAAUUGGAAGAAUGGACAGGCCCUUUGAGAUCACCCUACUGUAUUCAAACUGUGGAAGAAAGAGUUCUGGUCUUUUGGCAUUGGGCUCUUUGCAAUUCAACAAUUGCUUUCAUGACAAAGAUGAGCCACAUCUUUCUGAAUACAACAAGGGUUCUAAGGGCCCUUGCCCUCAUGGAGGAUGCGUCAGCCACCUGCAGGUGUGUGAUUUUGACAGUGCUUGCUCCACCAAGGAAGGUGAUAGAUCCAUCUGUGAAGAGCUCCCAGAAGGAGCACACUGUUCUUUUGAGGAAGGUGCCUGUGGCUGGACGUUGGAGAGCAACAUGAAUUUUUCCUGGUCAAUUAAGAACUUUUCAAAGAUGCAAAAGGAUCUGAAUGAAGACUCUAUCUUGCAUGCUACUGAAGGUCAUAUGCUCUAUCUGCAUGCAGACAGUGAUCGCACAGAUGCUGCUGCCCAAGCAUAUAGUUCCAGUCUGCCAGCAAGUCUUGCUUCUGGAGUCUAUCAGGUUCAAUUCUCAGUGGGCAUUUUUGGCCCCUAUAAUGGCACCAUCUCACUGUCUGUUCUAGAAGAGGCAGGUGGCAUUAGUGCUUCAUCACUAGUGUGGGAACAGAAAGGAAGCUGGAGUGAUAACUGGUUUCUCAUAACUGCAGAAAUGCCAGAGCUUGAGAAGCGGUUUCGGCUGCAGUUCUUGGCCACCUGGGGCUGGAAUUCACAUGCUGACAUUGCUGUGGACAACAUUACCUUUGGUGUAGACUGCUUCCCUGAUGAAGCACCUAUUGUUCACUGGUGGUUCGGUUCUUGCGGAGCUAGCGGGCCUCAAGGGCCAACUCAAGCACAGUGUGAUAGUACCUAUUACAACACGAAUGUUUCAGUGACUGUGGAGAAAGAUGGACCAUUACGAGGGGUACAAGUGUGGAAAGUGCCAGCAUCAAAUCGAUAUACGAUUUCAGCAUAUGGAGCCGCUGGAGGAAAAGGAGCGAAGAAUCACAACACGAGAUCCCAUGGGGUCUUUAUUUCAGCCAAUUUCCAGCUCGAGAAAGAUGAACUCCUAUACAUUUUAGUGGGACAGCAGGGAGAAGAUGCCUGUCCAGGGGGCAGUUUUCUGGCUCAGCAGAUCUGCUUGGGGGAAUCGUCCAUCAUUGAAGAAGAAUACAAGAAAGAGAAGGGCCUGACAGACUGGGCAGGAGGAGGGGGUGGAGGUGGAGGAGCCACAUACAUCUUUAAGCGGAAGGAUGGAGCUUUUGAACCCUUGCUCAUUGCCGCAGGAGGAGGAGGAAAAGGUUACUUGAAAUAUCAGGAUGGUUCCCCAGAAGAUGUCUUCUUGGAAAAGUAUGUGAACAGCACCACAGUACCUGGAAUCAAUGGGAGAACUGGGGCAGCAGGUGGAGGAGGUGGUUGGGAAGAUAUUACCCACUUUUCUUGGGCUGGAAAAUCUCUGCUGGAGGGUGGAGAAGGUGGCAUGGCCUGCCAACAAGCAGUGGACAAACUCCAGUGGGCCACAUCAGGUGGCUUUGGUGGUGGUGGAGGUGCUUGCACAUCUGGAGGAGGAGGUGGAGGAUACAAAGGUGGUAAUGCCUCUGAAACUGAUGAUAUCACAGCUGAUGGACAAUACGGCCUUUCCUUUGUGAAUCCAAUUGGAGAGAUCUUCUUGCGUCCUUUGGCAGUUAUGGAGAGCCAUGGUGAUGUGAUGAUUGAAAUCUACUUGAACUGCACCCACUGCCAGUCGGGUAUCUGCAAACCAGGCCCUGACCCCUCCUUGCCAAUCUGUAUUUGUGGGAUCGGAACCAUUUUAGCCAAUGACAAUGUCUCUUGUACAGAUAUUCAUGGACCUAUUCCAGAAGGACACCUGCCUUUCCCACUCAUCCUGACUGUGGUAGCAAUUAUUGUGGUGCUUGGAACAGCUCUCACAUGUGGCAGCCUAUCAAUUGUAUAUCAUCUCAAGAAGCAACAGCUGGCAGGAGCCCGGGCACAUUUGCAGAGUCCUGAAUAUAAGCUGAGUAAAAUCCGUACAUCCACCAUUAUGACCGAUUACAACCCCAACUACAGUUUUGCAGGAAAGGCAGCCACCCUCAGUGAACUCAAGGAGAUUCCACGGAAGAACAUCUCACUGCUAAGGGCACUUGGACAUGGGGCAUUCGGUGAAGUUUACAAAGGGACAGUGGUUGGAAUCACAGGAGAUCCCAGUCCUUUACAAGUGGCCAUCAAGACAUUGCCAGAAAUCUGUUCUGAGCAAGAUGAGAUGGAUUUCCUGAUGGAAGCACUUAUAAUAAGCAGGUUCAGUCACCAGAAUAUUGUGCAGUGCAUUGGGGUGAGCCUCCAGACCUUGCCUCGUUUUAUCCUGUUGGAGCUUAUGACUGGUGGAGAUAUGAAGAGCUUCCUUCGGCAAAAUCGCCCCCGAGUGAACCAGCCAUCCACUUUGACGAUGCAGGAUCUGCUUAACAUAGCCAGGGACAUUGCAUGUGGCUGCAAGUACCUUGAAGAGAACCACUUCAUCCACAGGGAUAUAGCUGCAAGGAACUGCCUUCUGACUUGCACUGGGCCUGGUCGUGUAGCCAAGAUUGGUGACUUUGGAAUGGCCCGGGAUAUCUACAGAGCAAGCUACUACCGCAAAGGAGGGCGAGCCAUGCUUCCAGUCAAGUGGAUGCCCCCAGAGGCUUUCCUUGAAGGAAUCUUCACCUCCAAGACGGACACUUGGUCCUUUGGAGUGCUGCUUUGGGAGAUCUUCUCUUUAGGCUAUAUGCCUUAUCCUUGCAAAACCAACCAGGAAGUACUAGAGUUUGUUACCAGCGGGGGACGAAUGGAUCCACCAAAGAAUUGUCCAGGGCCCGUUUAUCGGAUCAUGACUCAGUGCUGGCAGCACAGCCCUGAAUAUCGACCCAACUUCUCCACCAUUCUGGAAAGAAUCAAGUACUGCACACAGGACCCUGAUGUGAUCAACACAGAACUGCCCAUCGAAUGUUGCCCAACACUGGAGGAGGAAGGAACCACAUUGUUGCAUCCAGAUAGUUCCACAAGAAUGGUUCCUUUGCUGGGGAACACUUCUCUUACGCCUCAGGCAAGCCCCAAAAUAUCAGAACACUGUAACUCAGGGCCAAAAUACGUACAAUAUCCACAGGAGCUGCUGGUGGAUAACCUUGCGAACUGGACAGUUAAAGGAACUAACAUGCCUUGCAUCAGUGAUUCUACCACUGGAACUUGGGCUCAGCUGACUCCCAAUGAGCAACCAGAAUCCACAAACCCACCAGUACACAAGUUCAAGAAUAAAACCAAAAACCUUUGGAACCCAACUUAUGGGUCCUGGGUCAUGGAAAGUAUUUGCCAGCCUGGACCCAGCUCCAAGCUCAAAGUAACACGAGACCAAGAAGACUCAGGAUUUGACGGGAACUGCAGUUCCUCCCCUAGUCCUCGGGCAUCACCAGCAUCUCCAAGUCAGAAUCAUCAUUCUCCUCACAUUGGUAUUGGUGGGAUUGAACUGGUGAAGCUACAGAGUUUCCCUUGUGGCAAUGUGAAUUAUGCUUAUGAUGAUCUUUCCUGUGAAACUAAUCGGCCUUCAAGCUUGACAGCCAAGCCAGAUACACUGCUGAGGAGUGCCAGCUUUCACAGAGAUGGCAAGCUUUUCAGUAAACCAGAAAAAGCCUCAAGAGAAAGGGACUCUGGCCUUUCCUUGUCUGAUGAUCUGAGUGUUACACCUGUAUAACAAUGUGUUCCUCUAGAAAGUAAGGACUUCGCUGGAAGAAUGAGCUAUGACCACAAGAGCCAUUAUAAUGUCCUCUUUGUUGUUGCUGCCAUCGUAUUCCUCCCACUCACCAUGUUAUAGAAGUGAAUGGUUUAAUGUUGUCUUUAUCAGACUUGGAGAACGGUGAAAGCCUUUCAAAAGGAUAAAAUUUAGUCCAAUCUAUUAAGCCAGUAUUGGACGAAGGGUUACAGAAGGCAAUGAUGCCCCUGCUCAAAAGAUUCAGGGUCAAACAGUUCAUGGAGCCAAUCAUACACAACCCACACUGGUGAAAAGAUCAUUUCAAUAGUCAAACAGAAUAAGAAACAGGCAAGUUAUUGAUUCGACAGAUAGCUGGUCCUCCCUACAACUGAUACACCUAUAAUACUAGCGAGGCAGUGAGAAAUAAGACCUGUUGGAAAUAAGACCACAUAGCAUGGCUGAAAAGGUAAAGUAACAACAUGAACGCACAAAGAAAAAGAACCAACAUGAAGGAAGAGAGUAGAAGAUAUCCAGGUGUGCUCUUAGGAUCAAUAUUAAAAACUCAAAAAAUAACAUUUUUAGAGGGGCAACUGGAAUUGAUACUAUCCUUUACGAUUAAUGAAAGUGGAUUUACACAACUUUCUAGUCCAAGCUUUCACUUCCUGGCCCUGGAAGCUUCAAGAGUUACCCUCCUUUAUGUUUAAGAAAGUAGACUUUUUUCUUUUAAUGGGAUUUAUUGACAAGAAACACUUAUUUUAAAGGGGUUAUUUAAAGCAAGGUCAAAAAUAAUUUUGUGGAGAAUCCCAUCUUAGGUAAAGACUAUUACCAAGCAGCGGAUAGGCUUCUGGUGACAAUAUGUACUCAGUAUUGGCAAGUUAAGCUGAGGAUGGAAACACAAAAGUAUUCUUUAAAGGUUUGUGGCUCCAUUGCAGAACAUUUUUUUCCUGUCAAGUCACAUCUGACUAGCGGCAAUCCCAGUGGGACUUUCAAGACAAGAGACAUUCAGAGGUGGUUUGUCAUUGCCUGCCUCCGUGUCAUGAUCCUGGCAUUCCUUGGAGGUCUCCGCCUAGCUUCCAAGAUCUGAUGAGAUCAGGCUACUCUGGGCUAUCCACAGAACUCCAUAAAUGAGUGGUCUUGUGGAAAUGCCCCUUUCCUAUGAACUAUCAGUGCAGGGAUACUUCUCUUUUACACAUGAAAGCUUUAUUCUUGAGUAGCCCACAGUAAAAAUAAGCAUCAGAUAUAUGCAUAUGUUUGGCUACAUAUACUCAAAGUGCAGGCAGAUAUUUUGGCAAAAGUAGGAUGUCUCCCACAGUGCCCCCCGUUUUGACAGGUAUAGGAAACCACCUCCAUUGAAAUCACUGACUGCCAUCUCCUCUUCAAGUUUGGCAUGGGUCCUUUCAGAUAAAUAAAAGGUAUUUCCCAAAAAUCACACAACAUGAAUGGGGAGGGGGGUAUGUGCAUAGCUGGGCACGGCAUGCAUGAGAAGACCUACUUUAGAGCAUGCUCUUUUUCUCCAUGCCAGCAGAACAAGAGGAAAAGUGGGCUAGCAAGGAUACAUCUGAAUAUCCUAAUGACAACAUGAAAUUUUUAAAAGUUGCAAGCAUCCAGGAGGAAGGAUAAUAAUGUCAUUCAAGUAGAUCAUUUAAAAUGCUUGUUAACUACACAGUACGUUUUUUCUAAACAUGUUGAGUAUUAUAAUCACUACCUUGAGAAAACCAUUACAUUUCAGAAUACAAAUCCUAGAAACAGUCCACAGAUGAAGGUUACCGUAUUUUAAGAUCACAAAGAUACUUUACACUACCUCAUCCACCAUGUCCUUCCUUGCCACCCCCUCAUAAUGUCUUAUAAAAUAGCAUUAUCAUUAAUUCAAACACUAACCACUUGAGUGAUAAUCCUAAACAUUUGAGUAGGAAGUCAUUCCCACUGAAAUAGUAGGAGUGAACCAAUUCUACUACAGUAAUGUGACAAAUCUAUAUUUUAAAGCCCCACUUUUCUGACCUUUUAAAAAUGCUCAUAUCUUUAAUUCUAGUUCUAUUCAGAGGUUAUUUUAUAUGCACAAAAAUCACCACCCUAUUUUACAUUCUGUAUAAAAACACAUAUGGGAAUUUGUGUGCAAUUUUAGUCAUCAAUGUAACAAUCCUCACAGGCUUCAUUGAGUUGACUUGCCCUUUCCAAUAAUAAAGUUAGGGUUAUACACCAUUCUCCUAUACUUUUCUUAAGUAGUUUAGUUUUAGAAAAGUCAGGACUUUGUUUAUAUGUCACUGUGUUUUUAUGCUAUAUCUGUCUUCUUUAAGGUAACAGAGAAAGCCUUUUGUAAUUUAAAUACUAACCAAAAAGGUAUAAUGCUUAAAACUGAUGGCUUUUCUUUCUGUGUGUGCAAUUCUAACGACUAGCAACAUUCUGAUUUUCUCAUCUUCCAUGCAGGCCCUUCUUCCAUCUUUCUUUUACUCCACAUAUGUUUUAUGCCAUUCUCUCCUUUUGAUUUAUCUGGCAACCAGUUAAUCCAGUAUCCCGUUUCACCAUUAUUCUAAGUUGAAAGUCCCUCCCUCUCCUUUAAGUUGGCUAUAAACCCCAUGUCCUCUGUCACACUAGCAGAAAAUCCAAACAGAAUCAAGCUUUCAAUGAUGUCACAGAGAUUUCCUCUUCUUCACAUUUAAACUGCUUUUGAUCUGAUAUUACCUCUGAGAAUGGCAACUCUGCUUGCCAUUCUACCCUUUGGGGUCAGUGUAAAUAAUGCAGUGUAAAUAAUGCAGAUAACAAGCCUGCUUCUAUGCAAUUUCAAAACCAGGUAAAUGUAUACUUCUAUAUUUGCAACACAGAAAUAAAGACAUCAUUCUAAAUA
Messenger RNA from Sphaerodactylus townsendi, 7163 nucleotides. RefSeq names its product leukocyte receptor tyrosine kinase (gene LTK). The transcript is spliced from 28 exons. Lineage: Eukaryota; Metazoa; Chordata; Lepidosauria; Squamata; Sphaerodactylidae. The coding region runs from base 56 to 4324 and encodes 1422 amino acids. The record is from RefSeq and is a predicted model, not a curated record. Gene Ontology annotation, cellular component: signaling receptor complex; membrane. Gene Ontology annotation, molecular function: ATP binding; transmembrane receptor protein tyrosine kinase activity. Gene Ontology annotation, biological process: multicellular organism development; regulation of neuron differentiation; positive regulation of kinase activity.